UCAUAAUUAAGCAGUCCUUUUUUUUGCAUGUACCUUGGUAUUAUUUAUAGAAACUUAGAGUGCCACAUAAAUCAGAAAUUAGUUCAUAACUUUGUGCCUAAAUCACUGAUUCAACAAGACCAAGGUAAUGAAUGAAUGUGAUUUAAUUUUCUAAAGCACAGACAUUCUGCUUGUCAUUACACACACACACACACAGAGAGUCUCAGUGUGCAGCAUAAUAAGAGUCACAAGUGCUGAAGCUGCUCAAACUGAGCAAUUGUCCUUCCAGUUUCAGACCAGCAUGCAUCAGUCCAUCCCGACCGGAGAGAAGUGAAGCAGCAGGAGGAAAUAUGCAUGUUUUGGGUCUGUUUAUGGUGACAUCUGUGUUCAUCAGCACUGGAUCUGCUUCAGAUGAUCAGAUGGAGCUAGCAGCUUUACUGCGCAGCGUCUCUUCAGCAGCACUGAUCACCGGCCCACAGAUUGCUGCUGCCGGCCCCAAGCUGCUGACUAAAGACGGGCUCAUCCAGGGCCUGACGCUGGACAAGUCUUAUGUGUUUUAUGGGAUCCCGUUUGCCGAUCCUCCUGUGGCGGCGUCCCGCUGGAAACCGCCCCGUCCUGUCACGCCAUGGAGCGGGGUGUAUGAUGCCACCUAUCCCCGAGCGGCGUGCAUGCAAGCCUGCAUUGGACCCAUUGCUGAUGAGUGUCUCAAGAAGGUGAGUGAGGACUGUCUGUACCUGAACGUCUUCGUUCCUCUGAGCGUGAAUCUGGCAGCUCCACUGCUGAAGCCGCUGCCGGUGAUGCUGUGGAUCCACGGCGGGGAUUUUAUCGCAGGCUCUGCUUCCAAACAGCUCUACGACGGCCGUUACAUCAGCAACUUCACGCAGACGCUGGUCGUGAGCGUCGCCUACCGCCUGGGUGCAUUUGGCUUUCUAGUGUCAGGAAAAGACCCGCGGACUUCUGCCGCAGGGAAUUAUGGGAUUCUGGAUCAGCAGGCGGCGCUGCUCUGGGUCCAGCAGAACAUCGCGGUGUUUGGAGGAGACCCGAGCAGGGUGACUCUGUUCGGCGAGAGCGCCGGCGCUCAGUCAGUCAGUCUUCAUCUGAUGAUCCAGAGCAGUAAACCGCUCUUCAGACAGGCCGUCUUCCAGAGUUUACCCUUCUCCAUUCCUCUGAAAACACGGCACGAGUCUCUGAAGCUCGGGAAGAACUUCGCUAAAUCAGCAAACUGCUCACUUCUGGACCUGAUGUGUCUUCAGUCUCUGAGUCCUCAGGAGGUGCUGAACGCACAGAUCAAAUCCAGCUCAAAGGUGGUGAACCCCUUCCGCUUUCUGGAGCAGUUUGAGAGCUGGGGGCCGUAUGUGGACGGAGAGCUGAUCAGAGAGCAGGCGGUCAGUGCCUUCCUGAAGGGACACUGGCAGAAGGACAAGCCCGUGCUGCUCGGUACGGUUUCAUCCAGUCUCACCGUCAGCAUAAAACCAAACAACAAGUACACACUAGUGUACAGCGUUCAUGACGUGUCAGCGGUCGAGUGCACCAUCUACACCACGGCCAUCUUCAAACAACACGCCAUCAAAAUCCUGCGCAAAAACCACUCAUUCCUCAUGAACACUCUAACAGGAUACAAAAUCCUGCGCAAAUACCUGCCGCUGUACAGCGAUGCAGACCGCAGGGACAUGCUGGCACAGAUUGUGACUGACUACAUCUUCCUGUGUCCGUCGCGGAGGUCGGCUCGCGCCGGCGUGGCGUCUGGGAGCUCGGUGUGGAUGUAUGUGGAUCCUGGCGUGUGGUCGCCUGGCGUGUGGUCGGCAGGUCUGACGUUACGUGUGUCACGGCGCAGAGCUGCCGCACAUCUUCCACUCGUCUCCGACUCGCGAACCCCAGCAUCAAACCUCAGCAUCACUCCCUCCUAUCCACUGCUGUCCAAUCGGAUGCUGUGUUACUGGGGAGCGUUCGCUCACACCGGCGACCCUGGAUCUCACUCCGAAUCAAGUGCGUUCUGCCGACAGCAGCGUCCGCCGGCGUGGCCGCGCUACACGGCUAACAGCGGCUGGCUGAACAUGAACCUCACACUGCAUUCACACGCGCAGACCGGAUCGCGCGAAGACAUCUGCGACUUCUGGGACACGCUGGGAAUCUAUCCAUAGAAAAAAGAAAAAAAUUCAGGGAAAAUUCUCU
Molecule: messenger RNA, 2151 nt
Organism: Cyprinus carpio (common carp)
Lineage: Eukaryota; Metazoa; Chordata; Actinopteri; Cypriniformes; Cyprinidae
Product: crystal protein
Exons: 7
Coding region: 330-2120 (596 amino acids)
Molecular function (GO): cholinesterase activity
Source: RefSeq, a predicted model, not a curated record